AUGGCUAGUGGCAGGGAUCGCGCAUACCGGAAUAAGGAUGGUCUCGAAGAGAAAGUAGAGGCCGAUCAGAAACAAGCCGACGAAGACGGACCCGGCGCCGAAAGAAGAGACAGGCGAGAAACCGACGUUAGGCAACACGCUGAAGUAGAAGAGACUCGGACCAUUCCCGAGGAAGGUGAUCACCCGUCGGAUAGCUCUUCGGACAGGCGCGGCAGGGACAGAGGACGGACUAGAGAUACGGCAUAUCUGAGGGAGCUUCGCUAUAGGGCUGAAGGUACCGAGUCGAGGCCGGCCAGGCGAUACAGCCGUCAGAGGGCCCCCGCAUCAGAAAGACGGCGUGGCGAACGAACUCCCGACUACGACACAAACCUCUCCGGCAUCGAAGAAAGGUCGCCUUACAGGAGCAAGGAGAGAGCGCGCAAACCGACGGCGACCAGGAGAGAUCCAAUGCGCUCGAUUAUCGAAAAGUAUUACCGUGAGAACCUCCAGAAUCGUGCGAGAGGUGAAUCUAGGGUCCGAAGGUCAGACAGAAAAGAGCCCUCUACGGUAGCUCACGAACGAAAAGGGAAAGCCGAAAAAGCGACGGACGAGACUCGCGAGCUCGGAAACCACAAAGAGCGUGAAGCAAACGCUUUGACGACGGUCACGAAGACCGCUACGGAGCCUAAGGAGCCCCCGGUGUCUACGAAAGACUUAGGUCCUGCAAAACAGGUGACAGAAGAGAAAGGCCCAGACAAGAAGCCCGUGCCUGCUGUCGAAGAAACGUUGGACGACGAAGAGAAAUACUCGACGGGUUCGGAGGACUAUUACGAGGAGGUGACGGAGGAAGUCCUAGAGCCCGACCCUAACGAUUGGCGCCAAGGGCGUGGUGGACUUAUAACGCGUCGCACGACGCGUUCCACUACUAAGAAGCGCAAGUACGGUAAACCGGGCGUUCCCAAGGCCGGCGAGCAGCCCAGUUCGAGACCCACUAGCGACAAGAAAGGGCGUGAUGACGAGACUGACGCAGAAAAUAAAAGUGGGACUACCACCAGCGAAGCGGACGAGUUGUUCCCACCAGCCCAAGGCAUCGAAGAUAAGGAGACAACUACAUGCCCCUGUUGUGGGUCCUGCUGGCCAAGCCACAUGGGUGAGUCGAGAAUGAAGGCGGCUCAAGGACAAAGCAAAACAUGGCGACGUCGCUUGCGCCGUGGUGACGAAGGCCCUGCCGGAGACGAAUGGUACGAGGUGCGUAAUCUCGGUCCAAAGCCGGCCUCACGCUUCUCCAGACGAAGAACCGAGAUGACCGACACCACCGGCAGAGGUUUACAAGGAGGAGUGCGGUUUGCAGACCAAAUGCCCUAUCCGUAUGCCUUUCCGCCAGCCACUCCACCCGCGUACUCCGCGCAACAAGUAUAUCCCCCGGGAGUGCAGGCGCAAGACAUCUACUGCAACGCCUAUCAACCAAACCUACAGGGACCCUACCAGAGGCCCCCGUUGUUCCCAGCGCCGGCUGCUUUUCCACAGCCGUACCCGAUGCCACCAGCUGCAAUGGGAACGUACGGAGGGGCUGUUCAGGCAAACUCUGCGACGGCGUUUCCCACGGCUACCGGUGGCUGCGCCACGUGCCGCGCGCAAGCCCUCUUGGGCCAGCUCUCGCUCGGCGGUGGUCAGCCGCCGCCGACCAUAAGCGUGGAGGACUUCCUCCGCCGCGAGCAGCGCGUGCGACAAGAAGAGAGGCUGCGCCUAGAAGAGAAGCAGCUGCGCGAAGAAAAGCUGCGGCGCGAGGAGCGCGUGCGACAGCAAGAGCGGUUGCGGCGCGAGGAACGGGCUCGCCAGGAGGAGCGAAGGCGACGCGAGCUCGAAGAGGAGCGGUUGCGCCAGCAAGAACGGCUGCGCAUCGAGGAACGCAUUCGCGAAGAGCAGCGCAGGGAGCGUCUCGAGAGGCAGCGACGCGAGAGAAUCGAAGAACAGCGCCGCUACAACGACCGUCUCCGGCGGGAGCUUGCCGAGCUGAGGAUGGCCACCGAUCGCAUUGCUGAGGCGGCCCCUUCAGGCAGCUUCAUCGACGACGUCGUGAUCGGAAGCCGGCUAAGACCGGUGCCCAGCUCCGUUCUGCGUAGAGUGGGCUCGCUGGACAGGCUCAGGGCCUCCGCCCUGCGAGAUCCCGGGGAUUCGGAACGGCCUGCAGCGUCGACUCGUGGCGUCAGUCGUCCCGCCCGCUGGGAUGACGUGCACCGUUACACUGAAGAGACUGGAGAUCCACGGAGGCCUCCUCCUCGCGGUGGUGGAAGAUUCCGCUAG
Molecule: messenger RNA, 2283 nt
Organism: Rhipicephalus microplus (southern cattle tick)
Lineage: Eukaryota; Metazoa; Arthropoda; Arachnida; Ixodida; Ixodidae
Source: RefSeq, a predicted model, not a curated record